CAGCCUCUGGAUCAUAGUGCCUGAAGAUAAGAUGCAACCUGGACGAGGUCUUGUUGGGAGGCUCUGGUUGUGCUGGAGACGUCAUGACACUACGUAUGAUGGCAGUGUCAGUAUCUACAGAUCUGUCGGUCACUGUUGCCGAUAACAUUGUUGAAGUCAAACUAACGGAGAGACAAACUCUGAUGAAGAGCAUCGAGAAAAACGAGUGCAAAGCCUUGGGGGUUUCUCAGGUGAUGCUGGGACUACUGAUAAUGUUGAACUCCAUUACACUGCUGUGUUCUGAGACUACUACAGAGGUGGUGGCAUUCGGAGUCCCCCUCUGGACUGGCCUUGUGUUUGUCACGGCAGGGAGUCUUGCAACAAUGAUUGAAAAACACACCAAUAGGAAAUAUAUCUGCUACUGUAUCAUCACAUCAGCAGUUGCCGUGGUAGCAGCAGUCCCCGCCCUCAUUAUUUACAUUGUUGACAUUGCCAGACACCCAGAAGAAGACUGUGUUCACACAGACACUCAUGACGACUGUUCACACCUGCAUUAUUCUAUGCUUUUCAGAAAGAGCCUAAAGACAACUCUGGCGAUGUACACCGUGGUCCAUGCUGUCAUCUCCUCCAUCGUCACCUACAAUUUGCAUGGAGCUCGGCGGCAGCUUGAUCAGUAUACGAGAAUCAACAAUUGAGUUAAGACAGAAGACCUGAAGUAAUGUCAAGAAAUCUGCUUGUUCUUGAUCAUUUGAUUUUUUUGUAAAUAUAUUCAAACAUUUUCUAUAGGUGUGUUUAAGCUCUGUCUUACUUCUUGUAAAUAGGCUCUUUUUUAAUUGAUGGAACUGCCAUUGAGUUCUUGGCAGGAUUUGGUACCUUGGACUUUGUUUGCAGAUGCUUGCUAUUCAUCAUAGUAAUGAAACUCACUUUGCAGAGUCAAUUAUGCACUCAAUUAUGUAUUCGGAGAUUACAUAUUUGAACACAAUAUGCUGUAUCUUUUCCAUGUAUAUGAAUAUAACAUGAAUAAAAGAUGUUUCUUUUUCU
This is a messenger RNA of Engraulis encrasicolus (European anchovy), 1020 nucleotides long. RefSeq names its product membrane-spanning 4-domains subfamily A member 12-like. The coding region runs from base 84 to 674 and encodes 196 amino acids. The record is from RefSeq and is a predicted model, not a curated record. Gene Ontology annotation, cellular component: membrane. NCBI's taxonomy places the organism in Eukaryota, Metazoa, Chordata, Actinopteri, Clupeiformes, Engraulidae. The transcript is spliced from 7 exons.